AUGAGACAGUGUCUCCAUGUUCUGUCAUUCUUCAUCCUGUGGACUACAGGUAAUUCACAAUCAAGCCGGACUCGACUGACUUUAAUUUGAAGCUCUGAUUAGAUUUCUAUCUGAUAUUUCUUUCUGUCUGUCUGUUUUGCUGCACAGCACCAGUUGAUGGAGGAGGAUCUGUCAUGCAGAGAGACUCGCUGAUGAAACCUCAGGGUGACGAUGCGACAAUAAGCUGCAAACACACCAUGGGGAACCAGUUCUUCUACAUGCACUGGUUCAGACUGCUACCUGGACAAAGUCUGGAACUCAUCGUGUCCACGUCCCACGCCAACAAAAACAAACCUAAUUUUUUUGGAAACUUCAGCAGGGAGAAAUUCUCCACAACAAAGCCCGACCUGGAGAACGGGACCUUCACAGUGAAGAACCUGGAGCCAGGAGAUACAGGCUCGUAUUUCUGUGCCGUGGGCAGCCACAGUGACACAGAGGUGAGAGGGAGCCGAACAAAAACCUGACAAGGCUGAGAGGAAAACCUGCAGGGUUUUGUUCCCACCAGCAGGGGGAGACAACCCUCAACAAAUCGAGACGACCCCUCAGUGACCUCUCUCCGGUACCACCUGUGUUCAUUAAACGCUGCAUACAGGAUGCAGAGCUGAGCAGACGGGACCGGGGAGGACGGCUGACAGGAAGGUUUAAAAUCUUAAGUAAACAUGAUUUAUAAUAUUUUCAUUUUCUGUCUCCUCCUCCUGUCAGGAAUCAGAGGUGAGAAUCACUUUCAAACUUCACAGCUGAUCACUUCUGUCCUCUAAUUUGUGUCUUCUCCUUUUUCUUUAGGCGACUCCGACACCAAGACUGUCAAGCAAGAGCCAGAGUCCCUCAUGAAGAAGAUCGGUGAAUCGGUCAUUAGUGAGAUUAACUGUUCGCACAGAAUCACGAACUACGAUGUGAUUCUCUGGUACAAACAGGACAAGCACAGAGGUCUGAAGCUUCUGGGAUAUCUGAAUAAUCGCUUUCCCAAUCCUGAGGACGACGUGAAGGGAAAAAUCAACUUUGAUGGAAACGGACGCAGUGACUCCAGACUGAACAUCACCAAUCUGUCUUUGGAUGACAGCGGCAUGUAUUUCUGUGCUGCCAGUCGACACAGUGCUGCAGAUCCUCCUGGAGUCGCGACAAAAACUCUCCUCAGUCUGUCUGCAGACACACGACGACAACACACUCAUGAACACCUGCAGCCUCCACAACACAGAGAGAACUUUAUCAACCGUUCACUGUUCACCUCAUCUGACCCUAACCUUCACUUUACUCUGUCUGAAUAA
Messenger RNA from Xyrichtys novacula (pearly razorfish), 1304 nucleotides. The record is from the annotation of a GenBank genome assembly. NCBI's taxonomy places the organism in Eukaryota, Metazoa, Chordata, Actinopteri, Labriformes, Labridae.